AUGACUCAAUCGGUGUCGAAAAAUAACAUUUUACCGGAGUUUUUGCAAUACAUGAUCGAGAUAUCUGAGGAUCCUGUCGAAUUCAAGUCUUUGGAAAAAGAAGCACGCAAGUUUUAUGAACACCAUCGCAAUGAGAAACAAAUUGAUAGUAUAGUGGAUAGAAUAACCAAAUCAUUCUCAGGACUUGACUCUUCGCUUGGGGAAUACACUCUAAAACAGGAGUUACAAAUUGCCUACACUUUCAGAUUAGACAUUUCAAAUGAGAUUCGUGAGAAACUCAAGAAACUUGGUUAUCUGGAGAUGCAUUACUUUAAAAUUCAAGGAUUUAUUUCGAAUGAUGAAGCUUUUCAAGAGAUGAAGCGAAUCGGAGAGCCGGAUCCACAAAACACUAUUGAAUAUUUUUUUACCAUGUCGGAAAAACUCUACAUGAUCCAAUCAUUUGAAGAUCUUGUAGCUCGGUUCAAGAAAUGGAGGAAAGCACAAUCUGGUUGGGGACCAGUAGAUGAUGAAUAUUUGUUCAAUAAAUUCGCAAACCAUUUGACUGAUAUUCUCCCCGAAUCAGUCAAAUUUGUUUAUCUCAUGCAUCUAGUACGCAUCAAAAACGGCGGAAAGAAGAUGGCAUUGCUUAAGGAGAUGGAGAAGGGAUUGGAGAAGGAUGGAAUAUUUUAUCAAUUCGAUGAUAACAACAAACUUAAAAAAUUUGAGGUCGAAGAAAGUUUUUAUAAAGAGUUCCGUGACCGCUUAGUGGAGAUUCGCGUUGAAAGAGGAGAGAAUAUAAAGGAGUGCUCCGAGAGACCAAAUGACGAGCAAGAGAACAUUGUUUUGAGAAAAUCAGAGACACCGAAAAGAACUUCGCAGUUCCAAAGGUACAAACCUGAGGAGCUCGAUGAAAUAAUUAAAUUUAUUAUCCUCGAAAUGAAAGAAAAGAAGGAGGACUUUAAUUUGAAAGUAACCUGUGAAAAGUAUAUUAAAAAUACCUCAUCAAGAAGGAAAUGCAGUACAAUGGAGACCAAAGUCACCGAAAUUCUAAAGAAAAAUGUUGUGACGUCAAAACCCUAUGAUUUGGAUACACGAAUUCUGAUUCAUUUUGCUCUAAAAUGGCCGCUUGAUGUAUUUUUCAUUGGAGAAUUAGUCGAAGUAUUCUAUAAAACUCCAGUUGAAGAAUUCGUUUUAAACAAAAAUAAUAAAGUGAUUCGUUACAAGUCAAGGCAAGGAUUCAGCCUAGAGCGAUCUGACUCGGAUUUUAUGGAAGCCAGUUAA
Caenorhabditis remanei is the source of this 1260-nucleotide messenger RNA. RefSeq lists its product as uncharacterized. The transcript is spliced from 9 exons. NCBI's taxonomy places the organism in Eukaryota, Metazoa, Nematoda, Chromadorea, Rhabditida, Rhabditidae. The record is from RefSeq and is a predicted model, not a curated record. Bases 1 to 1260 code for a protein of 419 amino acids.